Messenger RNA from Naumovozyma dairenensis CBS 421, 2169 nucleotides. RefSeq names its product Doa1p (gene DOA1). The transcript has a single exon. Bases 1 to 2169 code for a protein of 722 amino acids. Gene Ontology annotation, biological process: ubiquitin recycling; proteasome-mediated ubiquitin-dependent protein catabolic process. The record is from RefSeq and is a predicted model, not a curated record. NCBI's taxonomy places the organism in Eukaryota, Fungi, Ascomycota, Saccharomycetes, Saccharomycetales, Saccharomycetaceae. Gene Ontology annotation, molecular function: ubiquitin binding. Gene Ontology annotation, cellular component: cytoplasm; nucleus.
AUGUCAACUUAUCAGCUAAGAGCUACGUUAAGAGGCCACAGGCAAGAUGUUAAAGAUGUGGUGGCAAUUGAUGAUACCAAGAUCGCCAGUGUUUCAAGAGAUGGUACAGUGAGAUUAUGGACGAAUGAUCCAAAUGAUCCUACGAACUGGAGUGAUACUAUCUUGGCAACCAAUGAAAAAUAUUUGAACGCUUUAACUUACGAUGAAGAACGUGGUAUUAUUUUUUAUUCCGGUCAAGAUUCAAUAGUCAACGGAGUUUUACUAUCAUCGAAUCUGGAAGAAGAUCCUAUUUUUACAUUAGUUGGUCAUGAAUCAAAUGUAUGUAGUCUAGAAAUGUCUAAUGAAACUUUAGUUAGUGGGAGUUGGGAUAAAACUGCUAAGGUUUGGCAAAAUGGGUCAUUAAAAUAUGACUUAAAGGGCCACGAAGCAUCCGUCUGGUGUGCGAAAUCCUUUCCAGGUGUGGAAAAUAAAUAUGUUUCAGUUUCAGCCGACCAAACGAUUAAAAUUUGGGAAAAUAAUGUGGCUAUAAAGACCCUUGGUGGGAUUCAUACUGAUGUCAUCCGUCGUGUUGAAAUUUCCAAAUCAAAUCCAAACGAAAUCAUUACUUGCUCUAAUGAUUCUACUAUCAAGUUAUCCAAUAUUGAAAGCGGCGAGAUAAUCAGAAAUUGGUGCGGCCAUGAAAGUUUUGUCUACAGUGUGAAACAAUUCAAUUUAUCCAAUGAUCUUGUAUCGUGUGGUGAAGAUAGAUCAGUAAUUAUAUGGGAUUCCAAUAAUUCAGGGCCUAAACAAGUAAUUAAACUGCCAGCUGUGUCCAUAUGGUCCAUUGACAUUUUACCUAAUGAUGAUAUUAUCAUUGGAAGUAGUGAUCAGUUGAUAAGAAUUUUUACUAAAAAUGAAACAAGAAUGGCCUCUCCUGAAGCAAUGAAAGAACUGGCUGAAGAAGUUUCCAAAAUUUCUAUCAAUGCCCAAACAAUGGGAUUUGAUGAAUCAAAAGUAUCUCCCUACGAAGUGUUAAAUGCACCUGGUAAAAAAGAGGGCCAAGUUGUAGUUGUUAGAGCUCCAACUGGUGCUCUGGAGGCACAUUUAUACUCCAGUAACCAUUGGUCCAAAGUUGGCGAUGUUGUAGGUUCUGGGGGAGCAACUGGUAACGAUCAAAAAACAGAGUAUGAAGGGAAGUUAUAUGAUUAUGUCUUUGAUGUAGAUAUUCAAGAGGGGGUCCCACCAUUGAAAUUACCCAUUAAUGUGUCAGAUAAUCCAUAUACUGUUGCGGAUCACUUUAUAGCAAAAUAUGAGUUAUCUCCGAGCUACAAAAAUGAUAUUGUCAAUUUUAUAUUAAAGAAUACCAACGGGAUGUCAUUUGAUGAAGUACCAACCGAGUUAAAUAAAAAUACAGAAACUGAUAAAAAGUGGAAGAUUCUCCCCAUAAAAACAUAUUUAUCUUUACGGAAUUAUAAUGCAGAUUCAAUUUUUAAUGGUAUUGUAAAAUUUAAUUCCAAAGAGAAGACAUUUGAUGAUGAACAGAUUGCAACGAUUGGAGCUGAUUUACAAGAUGCAGAUGAAAAUUGGGAAGCCCUAUAUUCCUAUGCUGUUAUUAUUAGGUCUAAAUGGGAAAAUAAGACACCUGCUUACGAUAUAUUACGUUUGAUUGUCCAAAAGUUACCAGCAGCAGUAAACCUUGCUGAAUUUGUAGAGGAAGGAUUAGGUAACAAAAGUAUUUCCAUUGUUAUGUUGACUGUCCGUAUGUUGGCAAAUUGUUUUGAAAACCAGAUAUGGGGACUCGAGUUAAUGUCCUCAAAUAAAGUUUAUGAAUCCAUUUUCGAAACAAUAGAUGUUAAUUUUGAAAACGCAACUAAGAAACAGGCACAAAAUUUGGCAUUAGCGGUCUCUACAUUAAUAUUAAAUUACAGUGUCCGUGUUGUGCAAAGCGGUACUGAGAAAUUAGAUAUUGGACCCGUAGUUAUUGAGGCAAUGAAUACGAAAUAUGCACCUUUGGAAGAAUAUCAAGAGAAUGAGGAGGCAGCUUAUAGACUUGUUGUAGCUUAUGGUAAUUUCGCAACUGUGGAGCCGACUUUAAGGCACUUCGCUAAAUCAAUUUCUUGGUUACUGAACGUUAAGAAAAUGUACGGGAUAAUUCCAAGGUUCAAAGACAUUUUUGAUGAUUUGGAUUAG